Messenger RNA from Eleginops maclovinus (Patagonian blennie), 5583 nucleotides. RefSeq names its product AP2-associated protein kinase 1-like. The record is from RefSeq and is a predicted model, not a curated record. Gene Ontology annotation, molecular function: protein kinase activity; ATP binding. Gene Ontology annotation, biological process: protein phosphorylation. The coding region runs from base 652 to 3930 and encodes 1092 amino acids. The transcript has 20 exons. Lineage: Eukaryota; Metazoa; Chordata; Actinopteri; Perciformes; Eleginopidae.
CCAUAGCAUCCUCUGUGUUUGUAGCUACGUUAGCUCUCUCAUUAAGGUAGUGGAUCAGCCUUCACACAGGCUGCUGGACGCACAAAAGCAGUGGAGGCUUGUAAUUUUUUUUGUAACGCGAUAAAGAUUAAAAGGGCAGCAGAUGAACUAAGGUAUAUUUCUGGUGGAAGAUAUAAUCGGAGAUGUGUAAUAAGCUGCAUUGGACACUUAGGACCUACCUGGCUUCCAGCCUAUCAACUGACAGCUGUCACCGCACCUAGCUGCUGAGCUAGCUCUGUGCUAACAGCUAACAAGUGUUUUUUCGGGAUAAAUUAGCCAGCCAGUGCUACUCUCGGUUCAGAGAGGAAACGCGUUGACUUCCGCAAGGACGUUAUAUCGUAUUAUUUUCUCAACAGAAUUUGACUCCGCCUGCUGUUCACACAAUGAGUUAGCUAAGGUGCGUCUGACUGCAGUGUUUGGAAUAUUUCAGGUCCAGCUAAGUAAGCUAGCAUCUAGCCUUGAAGCUAGCUUCCAUUCAAUUAUUGAAAAACUGCUUAAGCGUUAACCCCAGCACUACACCGCAGUGGGACUGCUUCAAUCCAGACUCAGUUGUUUUUUUUACGAUACUAACACAUUUUGGACUUGCUUUGAAUAAUUCGGGGUGGGGGGGAAAUGAAGAAAUUCUUUGACUCCCGUCGGGAGUUGGUGAGCUCCGGGCCUGGAUCUGGAGCCGGUGGAGGAGGCGCUGGAUCCGGCGGUGGAGGCAGCUUCAUCGGACGGGUGUUCACCAUUGGACGGUAUCAAGUGACCGUGGAUGAAAUUGUCGCAGAAGGAGGUUUUGCCAUAGUUUUUCUGGUGCGGACUCAUCAAGGCGUACGUUGUGCACUCAAACGGAUGUACGUCAACAACGAACAUGAUCUGCAAGUCUGUCAACUUGAGAUUCAGAUUAUGAGGGACCUAGUGGGCAACAAAAACAUCGUUGGUUUCCUGGACUCCAGCAUAACAGCAGUCGGAGCUGGCGAUGUUUGGGAAGUCCUAAUCUUAAUGGACUUCUGUCGAGGUGGGCAGGUGGUUAACCUCAUGAACCAGCGGCUGCAGACAGGCUUCACUGAGCCCGAGGUGCUACAGGUGUUUUGUGACACGUGCGAGGCGGUCGCUCGUCUCCACCAGUGCAAUACUCCAAUCGUACAUCGAGAUCUAAAGGUGGAAAAUAUCCUUCUGCACGACCGGGGACACUAUGUGCUCUGUGACUUUGGAAGUGCCACCAAUCGCUUCCAAAACCCUCAGACAGAGGGGGUGCCGGUGGUGGAGGAGGAAAUCAAAAAGUACACUACUCUGUCAUACCGCGCUCCAGAGAUGGUCAACCUCUACGGGGGAAUGAUUAUCACCACAAAGGCUGACAUUUGGGCCAUGGGUUGUCUACUCUACAAGCUUUGCUACUUCACGGUUCCUUUUGGGGAGAGCCAGGUGGCUAUCUGUGAUGGAAGUUUCACUAUACCAGACAACUCCCGCUAUUCCCACGACAUGCACUGUCUCAUCAGAUACAUGCUGGAACCUGACCCAGAUAAGAGACCAGACAUCUACCAAAUAUCCUACUUUGCCUUUAAACUGGCACGACGAGAGUGUCCAGUCCCAAAUGUAAAUAAUUCCCCUAUCCCUGCAAAACUUCCCGAGCCCAUCAGAGCCAGUGAAGCAGUGGCCAAAAAGAGUCAUACCAAAGCCAGGCUCACAGACCCCACUCCUACCUUGGAAACCUCAAUCGCUCCUCGCCAGCGGCCCAAAGCUGGCCAGGCUCAGCCCCAGCCCAUAUCAGGCAUCCUCCCCAUCCAGCCAGCGCUCACCCCCCGCAAGAGACCCAAUGUGGCAGCUGGAGCCCCCCAGCCCAUGGGUGUUGGUAUCAAUGUCCCGCCUACAGCUGUAGCCGCUGUCCAAGCCGCUCAACAAACUCCUGCUGCACCUCAGCCAGCUCAGACCGCCAACAUGCAGCCGCAGGCGACACCUCAGCAUCAGCAGCUCCUCAUGAAGCAACAGCAAGCCACGGCCUUCCUCAGCCCACAGAGCAACCAGCAGCAUCAGCUGGCACAGAGCCUCCAGCAGCAGCAGCAGCACACUCCGUUCACCCUGCCGCAGUCCAAAGCUAAGCCUGUUCCUCCAGUUAUUGAAUCCACAGCUCCUCAUCUGACCCCGAUCCCUGAGUCCGCAGUGGUCGGUCCUGCAGCUGACCCAGAGAAGGCUGGCCGGUUGAUCCACAAAGUCGGCUCACUGACACCCCCCUCGUCGCCAAAGAUGGCCCCCAAGAGCGGCCACAGACGCAUAUUGAGCGAUGUCACUCACAGCGCCGUGUUCGGGGUCCCAGUCAGCAAGUCCACCCAGCUCCUGCAGGCAGCCGCAGCUGAGGCCAGCCUCAACAAGUCCAAAUCAGCCAGCACCACCCCCUCCGGCUCCCCCUGCUCGUCCCAGCAGAGUGUGUAUCAUCCAGGUGAUGCUGACGCCAAAUCCGCCCUGACUGCCCCCAACAAUCAGCCCAGCUGGAACCCCUUUGGGGACGAUAACUUCUCCAAGCUCACAGCCGAGGAGCUGCUCAACAAAGACUUUGCGAAGCUGGCAGAGACUGCUGCGCCGGGAGAGAAGGUCACAGGCUCCAGUGAAAAUCUCAUUUCCGGGAUCAAUGCUUUUCCAGAGAAGCUGAUUGAGGGACUGAAGUCCCCUGAAACCUCUCUGCUGCUCACCGACCUCCUAACCCCGGCUAACCCCUUCAGUAGUUAUUCAGAGAGCUCCAUCAAUGUGAAAUCAGAGGUGUGUGUGGAUUCACUGAUUCCUGGGUUGGAAGCCCCCCAGGCCCAGAGACUCUCAGGCCAGCCCGAGCUCAUCCCCUCCAGCAUGCCAGACUCUCUCACUGGGGAGGACUCUCUGCUGGGCUGUGAUCUGUUAUCUCAUGCUACUCCUCACGGAAACCAGUGUGUUUCCGCUCUCCCAUCCUCCUCCUCCUCAUGCUCCUCGGCUCUUCCUGGAUCCUGUCUGGAGGAGCUGCCGGCAGUUCAGACAGCUUCUGACUCUGCUUUCCUCAUGUCGUGUGGGGAGAAGGGCAAUGGCGACGAGUUUGACCCUAUUCCCGUGCUCAUCUCCAAAAACUCAAACCAAGAUGCUCCAGGUGAGAGUAAUGGCUACUCUGUGCUUGGUGAGGGACCAGAAACUGAACCUCGAGAUUUUCAAGCAAACCAGGGCUGUGUGCACUCCAGCGAGGACGAAGAGGAGGAGGAGGAAGAAGAAGAAGAAGACCAUGAAGAAGAGCAGCAGGAUGAGGAAGCCGUUGAGAUUCACACAGCAGCUCUUGACUGCAGCGGCUCCAGGCCUCUGCUGAUGGAUUCAGACGACGAGGAAGAGCCGCAGUUAGAACUCCACCCGUCGCCGGACCCCAGCCCUGCACCAACACAACCACCUACCUUCCACCACCCCCCUCCAGGCACAUUCGUUCAGAAUCAUGUUCAUGACCCAGCGAAAGGAGCAGAUGCUGCUGCAGAUGUUUUCUCUAAAGCCCCUUUCCCCAUCACGCAAGAUGAAUCAGCCGAUGUGUUCGCCAACGCUCCGUUUCCACGCGCCUACGUUGCGGUGCCGCAGCCAUUCGAUGUGUUUGCUCAGGCUCCGUUCGGAAAAAGAAAGGAGGCUCUCCCCUCGUUUCCUCAUGCUGUGACCCCCGAUCCAGGAGCGCUGGGACAAGUUGCCCAACAGCCUUUCCGCCCACAAGCUCUGGCCAAAUAUUCCCGACACUUUGAGGGACCUGUGCCCCAGCAGCCAGUAGCAGCUCAGCGCGUCGUGUCUAACUUGGACCGGCAAGCCGCUGUGGCCUCGGUCCCUGUAGGACCUCUUCACUCAUGGACCUCGGAAGUGGGCGCUGUGGAUCCUUUCGUCUCUGCACCCUUUCCCUUCAAGGCCCCGCAAGAAAAGCCCUAAACGCACACUCAGAGGUCAGGGCACUCAUCACUGAAUUAUGCAAACUGUAUCAGGCGUACUGCAUGCUGUCACCAGCGCUGCAGCUGGACUGCAGGCCUGCUGCUCCAUGGGUCUCACUCUUAACUGGCUCCAAUUAGUGAUAGCGCAUCUUUACACUUGAAUGCUCUGAAAACUGACAUCAUGACAUGACUCCUGCUCACUUUUUAUUCCCUACCGCCUUUUGAGUUAAUCCUUUUGGUACGUACAUCUACACACACGGUGGUAAAGCAUCUGAUUGUUUUCUUGCCUACCUCAGUUUCUUUUUUUGUGUGUCAGCAUUGAAACACCGCACAGAGAGGGGGGUUUGUAGAUUGUUUGCACCGUGGGCGUUUUCAUUUCCUGUGCGUUUGAGCUUCACUGUGAAACUAUGAUCUGAUAACGCCUAUUCCUCCAUCGUACUAGCUCUCAAAAACAUGUGAAAUAGCUUGAAUCAAACGAUCAUAACUUCAAAGGAAGCCCGGAAGAGGAAAAGACACAGUAAAGAAAUGUGUAAACAACAUAAAUAUGAUUCCCGCAGGUUGUGGGCUGACAGUUUAUGAGGUCGGUGCUGGAUGAGGAUGCAAAGAUAUACCAUUUGAUGAUAUGAAAUGUAACUUUAAUUUGAUUCCAAAACUGUGUCCUGUUUAUUAUGUUUGUGGUCUCUGUCCUGUCUUAUGGAAGUGGAAUAUCAGAGUUUCUCCAUGUGUGUGUUAUCGUGCAAUGUUAGGCAUAGCAAAUACAUAAUAGUAUGUUAGAUAAAUGUAGAAGACUCACUUUCUUUAUUUCUACUCACUGUACAAGAUAAAGCCUUACACUCUAACAGUACGUCCCUCCAAACAGCAUUCAUCACUUUUGCCUUUUGUGCCCUCCUUAAAAAAAAAUGCUGCAUUAUCGUCAUUUACCAAAUACCUGGCGUACAGUCAUGUCCAUCUUUAUUUUGCCGUCUGCAGUAUGAUAUUGCACCAGUCACUUCUGAAAUGCAUCUCUAUCAGGUGUACUAACCGGGAUUGAUCAACACCUGAAGUGAAAACUUUAAAAGACAAAUGCUUUCCUGCAGUCACACACAGACACACACGCAUCUACAGCACGUAUGCUUUUUAUUUCCAGUCAGGGAUUGUAUUUGUAGUAUCUUGUGAGUGAGAUCUUGAAUGGUGGCUGAUUGAUGACAUUCCUUUUGAACUUAUUUCCAUCUGGAUGUUUUAUUGUCUUUGUGCUCUGUAAAAUCAUGGACACUUCAUGGGUUUCCACCAUGGCACUUUUUAAGAAAGGGGAUCCAACCUGUUUCAGCCCAAAGUUUAAUUCAUGUGUUCCUCUGUUGCAAUGUAAGAUCCUGUAUUCUCUUUCUUUUUGAAGUGUACAAUCUUUUUUUUAAAUAAUUGCUCAUUUUUCUCACUCGCCUUGUAUACAUGAAGGUUGCACAUAGUACCCGACACAGAGUCAGGGUUCCCUACAAAGGUGUUUUGAUUGUAACACCGCUGUAAAAUGUAUUUCAACCCGUGUAGUAUAGGAGGAUUCAACAACUGACAGUUCUGUUGGACAUCAAAAGCACUCGAAAUACUUGUUAUGCUGCACAGCCUGCCUUCGAAAACUAUGUUGUAUGUCAUAAAAAAAACUAUUAAAUGAAUGUAAAUCUGA